Diversispora eburnea is the source of this 309-nucleotide messenger RNA. The record is from the annotation of a GenBank genome assembly. NCBI's taxonomy places the organism in Eukaryota, Fungi, Glomeromycota, Glomeromycetes, Diversisporales, Diversisporaceae.
AUGGUGGCGCACAAAUGGCAUAACGAGCCGGUUUAUAAGAACAAAACUUGGUCAGAUUUUACCCAUAUCCCUCUUAACGAAAUUAAUAAAUUAGAAAUCGCAUUUAUUGAAUCUUUAAAUUACAAGAUUCAUAUUGGUGGGGAUAAAUAUACUUUUUGGUUAAAAUGUUUGACGGAAUAUGUUAAGACGGGAAAGCUCGCUUCACUAUUUGUUGAACGAUUCAACAAAAACUUCUCUCGAUCACCUCCACCACCACCAGGCUUUGGUUUUGCUUUAAAAUCGAGAAUAAUUCCUACUCCUAUAGAAUAA